Molecule: messenger RNA, 2587 nt
Organism: Hemibagrus wyckioides
Lineage: Eukaryota; Metazoa; Chordata; Actinopteri; Siluriformes; Bagridae
Gene: p2ry10
Product: P2Y receptor family member 10
Exons: 3
Coding region: 368-1420 (350 amino acids)
Biological process (GO): phospholipase C-activating G protein-coupled receptor signaling pathway; positive regulation of Rho protein signal transduction
Cellular component (GO): membrane
Molecular function (GO): G protein-coupled receptor activity
Source: RefSeq, a predicted model, not a curated record
AGCAGCAGGGAGUUAAGGUGUUACAUGAGCAGCAACUCUAAUAGGAGAUAAAUACCCUAAAAAUGCAUUUGUAUCUUUUUGGAAGCUCCAUGCAUUCAGAAUCUAGAUUUGUCUGCAUUUCUGGAGUUUAUUUCAGACACUGUUAAGACUAGAAUGCGCUUGAGAAAACUACCAAACAGAUAGCACAGACUGGCAAAGCUAAAAAAGACGCCACUUCCUCUUUGGAGACGUGAAGACAAAACAGUAGCACUUUCGCGCGCACAGUUCAGCAUUUGUUAUCAACAGUGUUGGAAGCCACACAAGCUGAAUUCGGAACUCUCUGCACCUGAAAGCUAGAAAGAGCUCAAAUAAAUGACUCUACAGUGUCAUGAUGUCCUCCCAAAAUGCCUCAGCUGUUGGGGUCAACAACUCCAGUUGUUUACAACAAAAUGCAGAUCAAAAGUGGGAAGAGAGCAUGAAUAAACUCUACACCUACGUCUACCUGUUCAUCUUCAUCCCAGGCUUACUAGGGAACAGCCUCGCUCUCUGGAUGCUCUGUCGCUUUAUAAGCAAGAAGACUAAAGCCAUCAUCUUCAUGAUCAACCUAGCCAUCGCUGACCUGGCCCAUGUCCUGUCCCUGCCGUUACGCGUCUACUACUACAUCACUCUCACCUGGCCGUUUGGAAAGGGUCUGUGCUUGCUCUGCUUCUACCUGAAAUAUCUUAACAUGUACGCUAGCAUUGCCUUCCUGGCCUGCAUCAGUAUCCAACGCUGUGCUUUCCUGAUGCGCCCGUUUUGUGCCAGACAGUGGAAGCGGCGCUAUGACGUUCGCAUUAGCAUAGUUGUGUGGUUGAUUGUUGGUUGUUGCUGCUCUCCAUUUAUCUUGAUGAGAACCACCCCUCAAAACAAGACAGCUUCCCUCUUGAAGAACACAACAAAGCACAAUGAAACCUGCUUCAAGGACUUGCCCAUGAGGAAACUGAACAUAACAACAGCAGUGGUCAUAAUGUCCUGUGGUGAGCUCCUUGGAUUUGUGGCCCCACUGACUAUCAUUAUCUUAUGCUCUUAUUUCAUCAUUCAUUCUUUGAAGCAGAGCUUAAGGCCUGGUGUCUCGGUUAACGACAAAAGAAGAGCCUUGCGUAUGGUCUUAGUGUGCACCGGUGUGUUCCUCUUUUGUUUUGCCCCCUACCACAUCAACUUCAUACUGUACAUGAUGGUUUCACAGGACAUCAUUAAGCAGUGUUCUUUGCGGCAGGCAGUUAAACAGUUCCAUCCAAUCUCACUGUGCAUUGCCAGCCUCAACUGCUGCCUGAAUCCACUCAUAUACUAUUUCCUUACCACAGAGUUUCGGCAGCAGCUCAGUCGCCAGGGCAGCUCUAUAUUACGAGGACGGCUGAUGAGUAUGGAGAGCACCUCCUCAUACAGAGACGCGCUUUCCUGAUAGCCAUAGAGAGCACUUCCUCCUACAGAAAAGCACUUCUGUGAUGAACAUACAGAGCACUUCCUCUUACAUAAAAGCACUUCCCUGAUGACCAUGACGUGCACAUUUUUAUAAAGAGAAGAAAUUCCUGAUGAGGAGGGGGAGAACAUUGCACUCUACAUAAGUUAAGCUCCCUUAUACAUUUUAAUGAUAUCUUCAGGUAUACAUUAGUAUGCUGAACUGUGACUUCUUGACUUUAUGUCUGCUCCAAUUUUAAUAAGCAGGGUUUGGCCCAUUGUUCCUUCCUCUGUCCGUCUGUUCUUCAGCAUUGUAGCCAAUUAGCUCUGCGCAAAUCAUUUAAAGUUCAGCUCAACAAAUAUCACCUUAAUAUAACCUUACUGUGAUGCUGAGCUCAGAAAAUAUGGUGAAAAUCCAUAAAAACAACACAACACAAAAUUAACACAUUUUUGCAAUAAACAAUAUACAUCACACAGCAAAAACCUUUCUGGACAAUAUCAGAAGAGAUACUGUGACAAGAUUAAAUUGAUAUUGACUUAGCUGCUGAAAAACAGGCACACAAAUCUGCUUUAAAACAUCAAAAGUCUUGUGCAAGAACUGCAUAAAAACUACUUUGUCAUAUGUGUCACUAUUCAGCAUUGAUAGCUGAAGAUACAGGAAACCACUGGACCAAAGCCAGACGUGGUCAGAGACUUCAUUGUUUUGCACUCCAAAGCCGUUCUACAUUAAAAUGCAUUAAAGAAAAUGUUCAUAUUCUAAUACAUGGCCUUUGUUAGCAACCCUAAUAAAAAUAUGCUCAGAAUAUUGAUCUUUAACAAGCAUGCUGUAAAUAAGGACUUAUUGAUAGAAUACAUUCUUAAGAUAAUACAAAGCUGAAUACAACAGUAUUCUGUGUCAUAAAAUCACUGAAGUAGUAAUAGACUUUUAUACUACAGUCAUUUUGAUGUUGCAUUCUCUGUUUUUCUGGUGUAUUCAAAUAAAAUUUCAAAUAUCUCAAUCAUCUUUAUCCAGAGGUAUGAACUGAAACUGAAAUGGUUGUAAGCACCAGUCUUACAAGAAGCUGUAAAUAAAAUCAGGUAGUGCAUGGUUUGAACAAUGUACAUUUGAUAAAUACAAUAUUUGUCUGGGUUUUUAUUUAGACUCAAAAAUAAAUUUGUAAUGUUGUUCAGA